AUGUCUGAUUCUGAUUCUGAUUACUACUAGAAGUUUGGAAUUAACCAAUCUGUUUUCAAUAGUGAGCCAAUAAAAUAAUUGACUCCUAUUUUAAAAGUGGCUAGGUCAGCAUCAGAUGAUAUUAUGGUUAGAAAAGAUAGUUAUGGGAAUGUAAUUUCAAAUGGAAAUAAGAAACAUAAAAUAUAGUUCAGAGAAAAAAAUGAAAUAUUCUUAGGUAUUAAAAUUGAAUUAUAGAAUAGUUGAAAAUUGGAAAUAAUAUAAUACGGACGUGGCAAAUUAAGAAUCUCCCUGUAUCUGUCAAAUAAUUUGA
Paramecium sonneborni is the source of this 310-nucleotide messenger RNA. The record is from the annotation of a GenBank genome assembly. Lineage: Eukaryota; Ciliophora; Oligohymenophorea; Peniculida; Parameciidae.